AUGAAAACGCUUACGAAACAAAUCGUGGGCUCCGUGGACCGUCAGGGUCCAUUCAAGCUAUUUCUCGAUGAUAUACGGUUUGGAAACAUACUUGUGGACUCCAAAACCUUCGUGAUCAAGGCGCUUAUAGAUUGGGAAUUCUGUUACACUGCGCCACGGGAAUUCCUCAGCGCCCCUCCUCCUUGGUUGAUACCGAAUCCAGACCCCUGGGACUGGUCGUCCGAAGAGAGAGAUGUCUUUAGAAUCCAGUUUUUAAGCUUCAUAAAGGUGCUGCAGGACGAAGAUUGGGCAAAGACCAUGGCUUUUCUAUUCAGAUGCGAAAUCAACAUGAGAAUGGUACCUUUUGGUAUCUCCAAGCUAUGCGAGAGCCAUUAUGCUGCUUAG
Messenger RNA from Pseudogymnoascus destructans, 384 nucleotides. RefSeq lists its product as uncharacterized. Lineage: Eukaryota; Fungi; Ascomycota; Leotiomycetes; Thelebolales; Thelebolaceae. The record is from RefSeq and is a predicted model, not a curated record. Bases 1 to 384 code for a protein of 127 amino acids. The transcript has a single exon.